AUGAAAGUAUCUGAAAAAAACCUGUCAAGUGUUAAACAAGCAAUGUCUGAAGGUCUGGAGGCGUGCGUUGCGCGCGCGCUACCACUCACGACUGCUCACAGAAUGGCGACUAAGGGUGCAUCGGUGAAGUCAGAAGUGAAAAGAGAAGUCAAAGUAGUAAAGAAACAAGUUACCAAAGAAAAUAAAGUACAAGAACAAAAUGGAAACGAGAAUAAAGACACAAAUGAUGAAGCUGAAUUGAGUGUCAAGAUACCUACGAAAAAAUCAGGGGCUAGAACCGAGACAAAAGUAGAAGUGGAGAAGAGGACACUACCAGAUGGAUCUAUAGAAGAAGUUAAAACUACUACAACAAAGACAACGAUUGAUGGUCGCACUGAAAUAAAAACGAGAACAGAAACUACAGUAAUACCUAAAGAUGAAGAAUCAGAAGAGGAAAUUGUAGAAGAGGAGGAGGAAGAAGCUCAAGAAGUAAACAAUGAAGAUGAUACUGGGGAGACAGAAAUCACCAGGGUAACAGAGAAGAUUUCUGCACCAAAAGAAAAUGGUAAUGUUUCUAAAACCGAAGAAAGGUCUGAAACCACGAUAGUAAAGAAGGUUGCAGUAGUACAAGAGUCUCCUAAGCCGGAACAAUCUGAGAUAGUUGAACAAGAAGACGAAGAAGUAGAAGAAGAGGAAGACGUGGUAGAAGCUGAACCAGUAACAAUUGUACUAAAAAAACAAGCAACCCCUGAGCCCAAAAUUAAAUCUAAGCCAGUUGAAGAAGAAGAAGAAGAAGAAGACGAGGAAGAAGAAAUUGUAGAAGAAUCAGAAGACGCAGAACAAGAAAUAGUCCAAGAAGAAGUUAAAACAGACAUAAAAGAAGAAGAACUGGUAGAAAAAGAGGAAUCUGAGCCAGAAGAAGAAGUAGAAAAAGUGAAAGAAACUGUUAAUAAAAAUGACGAAGAAGAAUCAGAAGAAGAAUAUGAAGAAGUAGAGGAAGAAAAACAGGAAACCCAAGUAGAACAAAAGACUGAAGUUAAAGAAAAUAUUGAAAAAGAAGAAGAGGAUUCUAUUAAAGAAUCUACGAAGGAAGUAAAAGAAGAAGAAACUAUUUCUGGAGAAGUAACUAGUGAAACAAAAGAGGCAAUAAAAGAAAAAGAGCACGUAAUCACGGUACAGGUACAAGAAUCUGAACAACCUAAGUUAACGACAAAAGAAGAUAAACCUGAGGAAAAACCAACAGAAUUUACAAUUCCUAUCAGAGAGCCUUCUAUACCUCUUGACAAAGUAGAGGACAUUGAAAUUAAGCCAAUCGGAAUUACACCAAUUAUUACAAAAACGCACACUGAGAAUACUGAAAUUACAAGGAGUACAGUAGAUCCAUCAGGAGGUCUAAGCAGACAAACAGAAUAUAAUAAAAUCGAAAACAUUGUUACUGUUAAUCGUACCACAAAAAUACUUGACCAGAAUUAUGAAAAUUUAACCCAGCAAGGUAUUCCAACUGUAAAAACAUACUUCCCCCCUCCGAGUACAGAAAGGUUUUCUGGAUCUACCAUGGCUUCUAGACCUUAUCAGCCUGUAUAUCCUCCAGAGUCAGUUCCUGAAAGGCGGCACAGCUUGCUUUUAGAAAGACUGAGCAUGGAACGGCAAAUGCCUUCGGAUGUAUACCAGUUUAGCAACCAGAGCUAUGAACAGACACAAUAUCAAAGUGAACCUCAAUCAGAAGUUCUAGCCGUUAGCAACGUAAAGCCAAGUACAAUAACUAACCAGCAAUGGUACCAACAAACUAAAGAGAAUCAGAACGUUUUAUACAACAACGUCACGUCUACCCCAAAUAAUACUGGUGCACCUUUUGCUCUGCCAAAAUCUCCUCAACCUCAGCAGCAAUAUCAAUCUCAACAGCAAUACCAAUCUCAACAGCAAUACCAAUCUCAACCACAAUAUCAACCACCGCCCCCAUCUCAGUUCCAACGAGGCACUACACCCCAACCACAAUUCCAACGAGGUGCAACACCCCAGUCUCAAUACCAAAAGGUCGCUACUCCUCAACCUCAGUACCAGCCAUCUUAUUCUGAGCCACAAUCCGAUAAAGCACCUGUAAAUAAUUACUCUUCAUAUACACCUAAUCCAACUUGGAUAUCAAAUACCGUAGAAGCCCCUCCUCCUCCAUAUUCUUAUUUAAACAAGGACACGACACAAAGUUAUCAGAAAAGCACACUCAAUUCUACUACACAAUACUCCACAGGUUACGUUCCGCCUCCAUGGGAACAGGAUUCUAGCUACACCUCGGUAAAUAAUACUUCAGAGAAGUACUAUCAAGAAGUACCUCAAUCAACUGCAUUCAGUCCCGCUCCUUCUCAAGGCUGGAAACCAACUCCAGCACCUGCAAAGUUUACUAAGCCCGCUCCUAUAGCUUAUGCACCUCCAGCACCUAAUCAAUCAUUUGUAAAGCCAGCUGCGGAGCUUCCAAGACAUCCUGGACGUAAAACCUACUAUAGUGAAUAUGAAAGACGAUACAUCACUGUACCGGAAUCGACCUAUAUUCCCACCGAAACCAAGUUCCAGCCUCAACCCGAUUCAUCUCCACAGUAUUACUAUGAUAACAAUGAGCCAUCCGAACCCGUAGAACCACAGUGGCGUAAGGAGCUCAGAGAAUUCACGGAGAAAACAUCUCAAACUCAAACUGUAGAACAAACUAACAUCAAACCUCCAUGGGAAUCAGACCCUAAGUAUGCAAAAACUCCGUCGUCGACAUAUACUCCAACGCCGACAUGGAGUCAAACGUUGAGACCACAGUCAAAUCGCGAGAGGAGCUUCGAGUCGGAGUAUGUAUCUCAAGAAUGGCCCAAAACGAAUACUUUAGGUCGUAGAAGACCACUGAGUACUGUUGGAGUCAGCAUGGAAGGGAAGGUUGAUGACAGAGUUCGGGGUGUAUCAGUAGAUAGGUACAAUCCAAACAAUUAUCAGCCUCCCGCGGAGCAUCCACCGGUGCAAACACACACGUUGACUACACCAGUGCAUACGGGUUACCAUAACCCUAACGUGCCUGCUUAUCACACUCGUGCCUCUGCUGAACCAAGAGAGCAACCGAUCCCGUACCAACAACGCGUGUAUAGGGAAUCCCGCGCAAGCCCGCUCCAGUCACGGUCAUUCAAAUACCUGCAAUGGAUCACUGGCACUGAAAAUUAA
This is a messenger RNA of Arctia plantaginis, 3168 nucleotides long. The record is from the annotation of a GenBank genome assembly. Lineage: Eukaryota; Metazoa; Arthropoda; Insecta; Lepidoptera; Erebidae.